CAUCAGUGCUGACUAGACUUUCUGUUAAAAACCAACGGUCAACGUCGGUCAACUCUAACGGAAAAAUAGUUAGGACACAAGUGUCGUAUUGGAUAUUUUAGGACACAAAUGACACAUUCUUAAUAGUUCGGGUUUCCUAGUGGUAUUAGCCCUAAAAAAAACACAACCUGGUUGACUUUGGGACGAAAACCUCUAUAUAGGGAUGGAGCUUCCAAAGUCAACCCGGUUAUUUUUUUCAUUUUGUAUGAUUUGUAUUGUUUGUCGGUCUCGUUUGUAUUGUUUGUAUAGUUCAUAUUUUUUGUAAAUCUGUUUGUAUGUUUUGUUGUUUUAGUUUGUAUGUUUGUACUGAUUGUAAGUUCGAUUUGUGUACUUCGUAAUUUUUCAUAAUAACCAAACUACCUCUACCACUAAUUAGAAAGUCAUCCCCACUUUUUAACCAUGAGAUUGGUGUGUCCAGAUAUAAGAAUUGUGAGGGGUUAGUCAUGGGAUCCAGACACAUCGAUCGUUACUAGGGAUGGCAACAAAACCCGAACCCACGGGUACCCACCUGACCCAACCCGGUCAACGCGGGUAAAACCCGUGUUGACAGGUUUUAGGGCGGGUUUGGGUUUAAACUCGUUCACUAUUCACCGGGUUGGGUUCGGUUUGGGUUUAGGUAAACCCGCCCCGGCGCCCACACCCAUAUAAUUAAUUUUUCCAGUAUAUUUAAUAUUCUAAACAACUAAUCUUGUUUAUGUUUGUGGAGACAUGUCUAAUUUUUUCUUUCUAAUUGAUAAUGAAGUUGAUAUUAUCGAGUAGAGAGUGAAGAAGUUUAAUUGACAAGGAGGAAAAAGCUUUCAAUUAAUCACGUUGUUUAUGGAUAAUUUGUGAUUUGCUUCAAUUUUCUUGAGUUUUCUAGAUUGGUGUUGAACAAUUUGUAUGGUUAAUUUGUGAUUUGUUUGAAUUUUCUAGAAUGGUGUUUUAUAUAUGGAUAAUUUGUAUUGAGAGAUUGAUAUUUGACUUUUAAUUUGAUAGGAACUUGUUAUUGUAAAUUUUUUACGACAAAAACCAAUUACCCAUGGGUGAAAAAAAUCCGGGAUAAAAUUCACUGGAUUUGAAAAACUCAAACCCAACCCAACCCGAUGGGUAUCCGCGGGUUCAUGGAAUCCAGUGAAUUUUAUCCCGGAUUUUUUUCACGAAUAAACUCAUAAAUUUAAAUUUAGGUUUGGCAAAAUCCGGCUCAACCCGAUCCAUUACCAUCCUAAUCGUUACGUCUGUUGGUUCCAAAAUUAUAGCCCAAAAAUUGGUUUUAGCUAAGGGCAAAACUUUGGGUUGUGGUGACUGGUGAGUCAACGGUCGCUAAAACCAGCCUGCUGCAUGCAAGCAAGCACUAGCGCAGAUCUUCGGAAGUGAAAUUUUGGGUUGGCACGUCGAGAGCCAGAUGAAAUCCGGUGCCGUGGUGCGUCUCUUCUUCAGAACUGCCGGACGGAAUUAGGGUUACCUUACCGCCAUCGAAUUCGUAUUCUCCGUGUUUUUUUCCCCCGCCCUUGUAACUUUCUUUGUGGGUCCUCCUAGUCGGCCGGCGGCGAUCGGCUUCUCAAAAUCACCACAAUUUCACGUUUGCUGCCGCCACCGUCUGUUUCUCAACAGCUAUUUUGUCCCUUCAAUUCCAAGUCUGUCGAUAGGUUUUAGUUUGAUUUCUUGAUCGAAUUUGCGGCGAGGAGGGAGGGUGGAAGGCAGUUUUUAUCGCUGAUUCCACGGUCUGGCUUCAGUUUGAGAUGAAACGGUCGAGGGUUUCAGGCACCGAAGAACACCAUAGACGAGCCGACGAAUACCAACGCGUCAACAAGGUACGCAAGGAAUUGGCCGCCGAGCGGUUCAUCAAGUUAUGCAAGGAAACAUUAUCGUUGGAUCCCGUCGCUCAAGCUGUUUGCCUGGAGAUUUAUGGGCGAAUGGAUAGUUUCAUCUAUUCAUCAUCUAACCUUUCCCUCUACUGUGCCUCUUGGGCUGAGAUUGGGAAUCACAAACCAUCUACCAAUCCUAUCCUGGUAGAUGAAGCAGUAAGACUUUGGUUUGCAUUUGCGUUAUACUGUGCUACGAGGCUUGAAAAGUCUGUUGGGGUGCUCAGUAAGAUGCACUCUUCUGCGAGCAAGGAGGGGCUUACUUUGACCCACAUAUUAAGAUCUUGUGACCUAAAACUUGAGGUUUUCCUCAAAGAGCUACCAAUCAUGGUCCUCAAAGCUGGGCCUACGAUGACUGAUCUGUAUCAUGCUGGCUGGGAGAGAAAGCUCAAGGCAAAGGAAUUGUAUACCAACUUUGUGCACCUGAACAUUUUAAGCCGGCAUUACAAAGAAGCAUAUUGGGAGCUCUUCUCAUCCAUAGACCCAGCUAGCAAUAACCUGCCAGCAACCUCUAGUGGCAGUCAAUGUGCUUCAGACUAUCUUCGUCUUGGGUGGUUGCUAUUUGUGGCACUCCGUUCACAUGCGUUUGGUUGUUCCAUGGACCUGGUGACCUGCAUAAAUGAUUUGAUUUCUGUACUGGCUAUUCUAAUUAUGCAUGUGCCAGCUCACUUCCGAAUUUUCAGUUUCAAGGAUGAUACGUGGUUCGUGGUGAAGGAUACCAAACGGGUUGAUCUGAUUGCAUCGCUUUCCAAAAACUAUGAUACAUCAGAAGAUGACGUGUUGAAUUCAAUGGAGAAGACUGUUACUCUAAUAAGAGAAGUCCUGCAAAAGAAGCCCCGGACUGCUUCAGAAUGUGAUGGGGAGACCCUAGCUGAUUUGAAUAUCGAUGGUCUGAGUUAUUUUGAAGAUUUGAUGGAAGAAUCCUCUCUGCGGAAUAGUUUGAUUAUGCUGGAGAUGGAUUAUGAUCUUGCAAUGUCUAAAUGGAGCCAAUUGGAUGAGAGAGUUUUUCUCGAUGAGGCAGCAAACUGUUCUUUUGCUGAAAUCCAUAUGAUGCCUGCUAAAUGUGUGAAAGCGGUGAUGAAAGCUGCAAACUGGCUCCGGAAUGUGGUAUGUCGACUGUCAAGAGAGCCUUCUGCAAAAUUAAUGCAGUCCUCUGUUGGGUUUCCUAUUGUAAAAAAUGCUCUUGUAAUGUUAGAAGCUUUAUUUCCAAGUAACGCUAUGGGAGAGGAGGGUGUUUGUGGAAGUCUCCAAAGUACAAGCACAGUUGACAAUAUAUGGAUAGAACAACGGAGACAGGAGGUGCUCAAGAUAUAUUAUAAGGUCUUGGACGCAAUGUGUACUGCUUAUGGAACCAAUUUGACCUCAUUGUUAACCAAGGAGAGGUUCCACAGAUGCAUGCUUGUUUGUUCUGCUGAACUAGUAUUAGCAGCACGUAAGCCUGCAACAAUGUUGUUGUUUCCUACAAUCCUGGAGCAAAGUGACAUUACAGCCUUUGAACUUGUCGAGGUUCUCCAGUGUUUUCUUAGGCACGAGGAAUCUAUGCCAUGUGAGUUGAGGAUGCAUUUGGAAUCACUGAAAGAGCGGCUUUUGGAGAGUACCGUUUGGGAAGCAGGUUCACUGAUGUAUGAUUCACUCGAAGUUGCAGAGCCUAUGUAUGUAUCAGAGGUUGCACGUCUCCGUGCCAUAGGGAGACUGCCAUACAUUAACUUCUCCUUGGAUGCAAUUGUAGCACGUAUACAUUUGUCUUCUGUCUUGAAGCACGAAAUGACCCAUGGCCCAUGCACUGACUUGAGGAGUGGAGUAGUGGAGCAAGGAUCCCGUGCAUCAAGAGUAACGGAUCAUGUUCCAUCAGUGAUACCCACAAGUUUGCAUUGUGCAUUUGCUCGACCAAGAGAUCCCUGUCCUGGAAGAGAGUUUGCAAUGUGUGCUGAUAUGGCUAUUGAUGCAUUCUUGAAAGAGAUUAAAAAGUUAGCUUCAGUUAGAAUAUGUGGCAUGGCUGAAGAGUUGGAAAAGGAGCACAGGAAUUUUAAUGUAGAAGUCUGUCGGAAGCUAUUUAACGAAAUACUUUAUCGACGCACUGCGUUGUUUUUCAAUCUGCACAUCGACGCAAUACUCAUUUGCUGUUUCUUUCUUACUUCUAAGAUUACAAGACUAGGUCUGACUAUGAUGGAUCUACUUUUGCGCUACAUGAAGCAACCACAUAGUAAGCCACAAGUGUUCCGUUGUGUGUUCAUUGAUUCCUCAGUGACCAAGGAGCACAGACUGAUGUUCCCUUAUCUGGUAUUGGGGUCCUCCUACAGAGUGCCCCAGCCAAAUCCCGAGCAUGUUGGUAUAUUCUCAUACUACCCUCAGUUUUUCGACUAUUACACCAAACGUGUUGUAUCAGGUGCUAAAGCCGUUUACUGGAGGACACGUGGUGAUGAAGAGCUUCGUCAGAUCCCUCCGCAUAAGUGGCUGGAAAUUGAGGUCAAAGAGGAACACUCUAGACUAGAAUUCAUUUUUGAACAAAUGCAAGAGGAAAAACUUGCGGAAUCUUACAUUGGCGACGUGAGGGAUCAGAUGGAGAGGGCGGGGAUGGAUUGGGAAGAACUGGAUUACCUUAGGACCGGAACCCCGAUGUAUGAACAGCUGGUGAAAGGGUGUUAAGGCAGGCACCUAGCUAGAUUCUUGGUUUUACUGGCUGCAGUAGUGUUGGAGCUUUUGAUUUAGGGGCUUCUUCUCUUUGCUGGGUGCUCGGUCUUGGCGUUUAUUUUUUUGUUGCUGUCGUUGUAAUUGUAAAUGUUAUAACUGAACUUAAAAUCUGUAUGACCUGCUUGUGAUGGAAAUCAUGCCGUGAAAUGAAAUAUACAGCAGUUUUUAUUUAGGCUGGGUUGCAGUUUGUUAAGUGACCUGAGUUUACAUGAGUCCAACUGAAAAGAGAUUUGGUCAAGCGAUCCGGAUCUGUAUUUCGGUUGUUGAUGGCCUGAGUUGGCAAUUUAUAGUAUGAAGUUUACAACAGCAGUUGCUCUGGAGAUGAUCUGAUGUAUCAAGAUGCCUUUCUACAUGGCGACUUGGAGGAAGGCGUGUACACGAGGAUUCCUCAAGGUUCUAGCAAUUUGGGCGAUACCCAUGUGGGCUUCUUGCGUAAGUCUUUAUACGUCUUAAAGCAAGCCCCCGGAAUUGGUAUUAGAAGUUCACUCAAACACUUUAGGAGUUCGGUUUCAAACCAUCUCGAGUUGCUUCUCUAUCGUGAAGGUGGUGUCUUUGUUGCGAUAAUGAUCUAUAUUGAUGACGUGGUAUUGACAUGAAUAGAUUCUUCUCUUAUUGAUCGGGUCAAGCCGUUAAGGAAUCCUUGCACCACCCUUUCUACAUAAAGGAUUUAGGGGCUUUUGAAAUACUACUCCUAAGUCCUACACAUCUAAUGCAUAUAUUUGAUAUAUUUUUAGACAAUUUCACUCGUCUGCAUUCAUGUAUUACCAAAUUAUUUCUUCAAAAGAAAUAUAUUUUAAAAUAUUAACAAUUCUUAUCUUCAAAUUCGAUUUUGACUGGUUAGACCAUCUAGUUUUAAUUGGUUUAACCCGAUUUUGACUAGUUUACCUUUUUCCAUAAAUCGUCCAAACGAAGUGUAUUCCAACCGUAUAGAAUACCGUUUUCUGUUUGCCUCGAUUGAACCGACCAGGAUUUGACAACCUUGAUAUAAAGGGAGCUAGAGGCAGGGAAGGACCCCAAGAAUUUCGAAGUUAUGUACAAAACUACAAAAACUUACGUAUAAACUAAAUAUUGUUUU
Linum trigynum is the source of this 5646-nucleotide messenger RNA. Lineage: Eukaryota; Viridiplantae; Streptophyta; Magnoliopsida; Malpighiales; Linaceae. The record is from the annotation of a GenBank genome assembly.